Molecule: messenger RNA, 1371 nt
Organism: Suillus subalutaceus
Lineage: Eukaryota; Fungi; Basidiomycota; Agaricomycetes; Boletales; Suillaceae
Exons: 3
Coding region: 172-1362 (396 amino acids)
Source: RefSeq, a predicted model, not a curated record
UUGCAUCUCCUCAUUACUCUUCCACAGGACAAGCACGCCAGAUUAUUCAGAACCCAGCCGAGCAAUACUAUACCACAACGCCUAUUUCGCCUCCUCCCGCCGUCAACAUGGUAGUACUUCUCGGAUUCUCCUUCCUCAUUACACUGAUCGUGCUUAAAGGUGUCUCACUCAAUGCCACAGAGCUCGCCGCGGAGUUCCAUGCAGAGCUCAAUGCGGAGGUCGACGCAGAGCUCGAUGCCGAGCUCGAUGCAGGGCUCGAUGCAGAGCUCGACCAUAUCCCUUGAUGAUGAGCUUGCAGUAUCUGGACGUCCAGAUUAUCACUAUCAUCCGAAUACAAUGUCGGGCUUUAAAUCACGUUGCCCAGGUCAGACUGAUUUUCCUGGCUUGUCGACAUCGGCCAACCUGAGCUUCGCCCCCCCGGGCAGGACGCACAUCGGCGACUCAUUGAAUGUCGAUACCGCGACCCACUCUUUGGGCUUCGCCGCUGAUCUGUCGAGCCAUGUUGCCGACAUGUCCAUCGACGCCGCCACUAAUUCGAGUGGUGCAUCGAAUGGCAGUGAGGCAGCCUCGGCACCCUCUUUCCCCACAUACAAAAACCAUACACAGUUGGACGAUGCCAUGAUUGACAAUACGGCACGACCGCAAUUUCCAACGGCCAAAUCCAUACAUGUCAACAAUUUUAUUCCAUCUAUACCUAAUAACGCAUCUGGUCCACAAAACUAUACGCAUCCUCCGCCGACCAACAUGAACCAAUACGGUUAUGGCCCUUUCCACAACCCCCCAAGCCAGUUCCACAACACGGUAACAGGGCACGAUCUCCCGCCAUCCAGCUCACUGCCAAUGCGUUGUUUACCGCGACAUGUCUUGCCUAACCCAGAUCUUGCGCCCCCCAGCUCCCACCCUGAAUCAUUCGCCCGUGAUUUUGAGACGCAACGUAAUUUUGGGACGCAGCAUGGCUCGCAGACAGCUGGUCCUCCAUAUCAGUCAGCCCCGUCUAUGGCACCUUCUCGACCCAUCCAUCCGCGACAAGAUCCGCUUCGCCAUAAUCCACUCUCUCGCUCGAGUUCCGGACGUCGUGGUAGAACUCAUACGCAGGAAAUUCACCCCUCGCCGUCCACUACAUUUUUUUGCGACUGGCUUGACGAAGACAAUAUGCCCUGCGAAUUUAAAGGCUCACUCAAUGAUUUCCAGAAGCAUUUCAUGAGCAGUCAUCUGUCUGGGGCGCAAAAUGCGUUGGGUAGAUGCAAUUGGCGAGGUUGCCAAUAUCAAAACCGCAAAAAUCCAAGCGUCCACGGCAUGCGGCGCGACACCACUUGGCGUCAUGUCCGCGAGUGUCAUCUAAAUAUAAAGAGACGUAUUUGAUCUUUGUGU